Molecule: messenger RNA, 3280 nt
Organism: Sus scrofa (pig)
Lineage: Eukaryota; Metazoa; Chordata; Mammalia; Artiodactyla; Suidae
Gene: PEA15
Product: proliferation and apoptosis adaptor protein 15
Biological process (GO): MAPK cascade; negative regulation of extrinsic apoptotic signaling pathway via death domain receptors
Molecular function (GO): protein binding
Source: RefSeq, a predicted model, not a curated record
GGCACACAAAAAAACGAGUCCCUAGGAGUUCCCGUCAUGGCUCAGUGGUUAACGAACCUGACUAGUGUCCACGAGGACACGGGUUUGAUCCCUGGCCUUGCUCAGUGGGUUAAGGAUCCUGCGUUGCUGUGGCUGUGGUGGUGACCAGCAGCUGUAACUCCGAUUGGACCCCUAGCCUGGGAACCUCCAUAUGCCGCUAGUGCGGCCCUAUAAAGACAAAAAAGACAAAAACCAAAACAAACAAACAAACAAAACCCAUGUCUUCAUCCAGCUUGUACCCAUUUAACAAAUGUUUAAUACACAGUAUGGGCACUGAACCAAUACAAAAAUAUGAUGGAACUUAUUUUUGCACCGAUCCGUGGAAGGUCCCACUAAAUGGUAGUGCCCAUGUUUUAAAAAACACCCAUCUGCGCCAGUCACUAGAGACUUACAAUUUCUACAUCUAAGAAGAACCCUGUGAGAUAGGUAUCAGUGUCCCCAGCCAGGACACUGAGGCUCAGAGGCAUAACCUGCCCCAGAAAGGAGUAGAGCCAGCGUGAAGCCCAAGUCCCUUCUACCUGGCUGCCUCUGGAAGACCUGGACCCUUCACUGACUGUAGGGUGAGAGGCGGCGGCGCUCCUCCAGCCCUCCCCCACUUCUGCCCCCAGCCCGGGAGUCUUCCAGAACCCCAGCCCCCUGCUGCCUCCCCUCCCCCCACUCCCGCCGCUCCCCGCCCCCCGCCCCUCCCCGGCUCUGACAUCACUGGCCAGCCGGGUGGGGUGAGGCGGCGCUGGGCUCGGGCUCCGCGGGCGGAAGAGGCGGCGGCGACAGCAGAAGCGGCGGCGUCGGCGGCGGCGGUGGCGGCGGGAGCCGAGGAGGAGGCUCCGGACGCUGCUCAGGAACCGGGGACGCCGGAGUGCCCGCUCCCCGAGCGCUCAGCCCCAGAGGCGUCAUGGCUGAAUACGGGACCCUCCUCCAGGACCUGACCAACAACAUCACCCUUGAAGAUCUGGAACAGCUCAAGUCAGCUUGCAAGGAGGAUAUCCCCAGUGAGAAGAGUGAGGAGAUCACUACUGGCAGUGCCUGGUUUAGCUUCCUGGAGAGCCACAACAAGUUGGACAAAGACAACCUCUCUUACAUCGAGCACAUCUUUGAGAUCUCCCGCCGUCCUGACCUCCUCACCAUGGUGGUUGACUACAGAACCCGUGUUCUGAAGAUCUCUGAGGAAGAUGAGCUGGACACCAAGCUGACCCGUAUCCCCAGUGCCAAGAAGUACAAAGACAUUAUCCGGCAGCCCUCUGAGGAAGAGAUCAUCAAAUUGGCUCCUCCACCGAAGAAGGCCUGAGCAAGGGGGAGGAAGAGGAGGAAGGUUGGACCUUCAUCGGACCACUCUCUUCCCCCAUCCUCCCGGGGAGGGUGCAAGGGCACCCCCCGCCACCCACUUACUAACCUGGUCCUAACCCCCUUACUGUGCGCGUGUGUGUGUGUGCGCACGCUCUGGCUGUCUGUCUAUAUGUCUAGCUCAUCUAGUUCCUCCUCCUUGUGAGGGGAUGGGGGUCAGGGGCUGGGGGUUGGGGGGGGCUCAGUUUCCCCACUCUAGGGGGAGUUGGGGGCUAUUUCUAUGCAAAUAGAAAUGGGCACAUUUCUCCUCCUUCCCUUUCCUCCACUCUUCCCCCACAUCUCUAAAGUGUGGGAGCAGAAAGGACCUUUAUUUUCCUACAUUGAGGAGGCAAGGUGGGAGGCAUGGGAGAGGUGGGUGAAUCUAAUAGAAAGCAGUGGGAGGGAAGAUGCAGAGACUACCCAACCCCCGCCUGGAAGGGUCAAAGAAAAGCCAGAGUUCGUGUCCGUACCCCAGUGCUGGACUGGCUGAAGAGUCUAGUUUCCAGCUGUUCCUCAGGUUGGAGGGCCUGGGCACGAGCAGGUUCCUUUUUGCUCCCUCUCAUGGGCCUAGGACGCGUAAGAGCCAGGGAACUGAAGAGCGAGGAUCACUGGAUCUUUUCUGGCCCCAGAAUUUAUCCCAUGGAGCACCCAGCAUUAGAUCCCGCCUCCGCCUCUGCUCUGGAGACUGCUGGGAACAUGCCCCACUGGGGCUGAGUGGGGAUGAGGGCAGAGUCCCCUCUUCUACUCCUUUAUUCCUACUCAGACUGUUGCACAUACUGACCUAGGGAGUUCGGAGAAUUGAGAUCCUUAGGUUUUAACUCUAAUCCUGCUUCCACCUAGAGUCCCAAUGUGGUUACUGCAGGCAACCUUUCCUCUCUCUGCAGUCAAGAACCCCUCCCCAAGCCAGAAAGGGGAUGAAGUUACCUACGGUGUUUUCUGUUGCACUGAUCCCCAGUUCAGUCCAGGAGGGGACCUGGUAACCCCUCUCCCUCAAUAUCCUGGCACCUUGGGCUUACGAGCGCCUCCUAGCCAAGUCACCAGAGUCCAGUGACCCCAGCCUCCUGCCUGUCCCAAGAUACCCCUGCCCACCCUGACCGUGCUAACUGUGUGUACAUAUAUAUUCUACAUAUAUGUAUAUUAAACCCGCACUGCCAUGUCUGCCCUUUUUUUGUGGUGUCUAGCAUUAACUUAUUGUCUAGGCCAGGGCGGGGGUGGGAGGGAAAUGCCACAGUGAAGGGAGUGGCAGAGACAAAUUGCUACAUAGUCAAAACGAAAAAGAAAACUUAAAAAAAAAAAAUUCGCAUGUCAAGAGACUAUUUAGAGUAAGUUUAAGCUAGGAGCUUUUAGGAUGUGGGAGCAAAGCUUUAGGUGGAGGGGAGGGCUGACUGUUGGAAGAGGGAAGAAGCCAGACUGGUUGGAGAGCACCCUUCUACUCCUAACCCAGCCCAGCCUGCCUGUCCCUUCUGGCCACUGCUGCGGACACCUGCCUUAACACAUACACCUCGAGUAUUCCACAGGUUUGCCUUAAAGGACCUUCCCAAGUUUCCCCAGCCCUGUCUGGCUUCUCCCUCAAGAAGAGAGAGGGAUACCUGUAGAACUAAGGAGGAGAAGGUAAGCAUGAAUUGUCCUUCCAAGGCAGCAUAUGUUAAGUGAGAUUGAGAGAGAGAGAGAGAGAGAGAGAGAGAAAGAGAGAAUGAGAAUAAAGAGUUUCCUUCAAAGAGAGAAGUUGAGAUGGGAGAAGGGAGACAGGGUCAUUUUCAGUGGAGUCUAGUAAUUUCUGUAAGGCAAAAUAAUCUAAAAAGACUAACCUGCCCACCCACCCCUUGUACUGCUGUGAAAUUGCCCCUAUCCUGUGCUCCUCCGUCUGCAGUGUGCACGGCCUUGUUCUAACCCUGGAAUAAAGGUGAUUGAUUGUACUGUA